Fibroporia radiculosa is the source of this 549-nucleotide messenger RNA. RefSeq lists its product as uncharacterized. Gene Ontology annotation, molecular function: kynureninase activity; pyridoxal phosphate binding. Gene Ontology annotation, biological process: NAD+ biosynthetic process. Lineage: Eukaryota; Fungi; Basidiomycota; Agaricomycetes; Polyporales; Fibroporiaceae. Bases 1 to 549 code for a protein of 182 amino acids. The record is from RefSeq and is a predicted model, not a curated record. Gene Ontology annotation, cellular component: cytoplasm. The transcript has a single exon.
AUGUCAUUCAUCACUCAAAGGGUGCCAGGCGCUCUGCGCACGCGCAUGACAGGCUACCUUGAGGUGCUCCUCCGCCAGUCAGCAUUCUGGGUGCCCGCGGGCGAGGGGAUGUGGCCCGCACACAGGGUGGGCAUUGCGGUGAUCACACCAACGGAGCCUGUGGAGCGCGGCGUGCAGCUGUUGCUGCUGUUUCUGCCCACGGGCCAUGGUGUGAUGCCGCAGGUGCUGGAGGGGCUGUCUGUGCACGGUGUUGUGGGCAACUUGAGGAAGCCGGACAUGAUCAAGUCUGCAGCGAAUGCAUGCAGACUGUGCAGCGCAGAUGUGUCUGGUGCGAGCGAGGCAGAGGUCAUUGACGAUGUCCGGGAAAGCUGCAGGUCAGAGUCGGUGUCCAACUCUGACUCUGAAUUGGAUUUGAACUCGGCGACAGACCCGGCAUCGGAUAGGUCGAGGUCAGCGGCAUCGUCGCCUGGAGAAGUAUCAGCCAUGGCCUCGCAGGCACAAUACAAACGAAGCCACUCACCAUUGCGCUAUAUCAGGAAGCAAUCCUAA